This is a messenger RNA of Mesocricetus auratus (golden hamster), 1409 nucleotides long. It is a transcript of the gene Taf13, whose product is annotated as TATA-box binding protein associated factor 13. The transcript is spliced from 4 exons. Gene Ontology annotation, molecular function: protein heterodimerization activity. Lineage: Eukaryota; Metazoa; Chordata; Mammalia; Rodentia; Cricetidae. The record is from RefSeq and is a predicted model, not a curated record. Gene Ontology annotation, cellular component: transcription factor TFIID complex. Bases 69 to 443 code for a protein of 124 amino acids. Gene Ontology annotation, biological process: transcription by RNA polymerase II.
UGACGCACCGGAUGUUAUAAAAGCCGCCAGCGCCGGGGUGGCGCUCAGAAGGCUGGCGGGCCGCUGGGAUGGCAGAUGAGGAGGAAGACCCCACCUUUGAGGAGGAAAAUGAAGAAAUUGGAGGAGGAGCAGAAGGUGGUCAAGGGAAAAGAAAGAGACUUUUCUCCAAAGAAUUGCGAUGUAUGAUGUAUGGGUUUGGGGAUGACCAGAAUCCUUACACUGAAUCAGUGGAUAUUCUUGAAGACCUUGUCAUAGAGUUCAUUACUGAAAUGACUCACAAGGCAAUGUCGAUUGGAAGACAGGGUCGAGUGCAAGUUGAAGAUAUUGUCUUCCUGAUUCGAAAGGACCCAAGGAAGUUUGCUAGAGUUAAAGACUUACUUACUAUGAACGAAGAAUUGAAACGGGCUAGAAAAGCCUUUGACGAAGCCAACUAUGGAUCUUGACACAGUUUGUAAUAUCUGAAUUUUUGAUAUUUUGUUUGGAAACCAUACAUUAUAACUUGUCUACAGUAUAUCAUGAUAGCUCGGUAUGCAGUGAAAGAGGUCUUCAAGUUUAGCUGUAUAACUUGUCUACAGUAUAUCAUGAUAGCAAUGAAAGAGGUCUUCAAGUUUAGCUGUAUAACUUGAGCCUUUCAUUGCUUAUGUUUGACUGUAUUUAAUUCUUUGCUGGGCUUUAAUGACUACCAACUGUGUAGUUCCAUCUGAAAAAGGUAAGGUAGUAUUUAGGUAGACUUGUGUGGUCCAAGCUAUAUACCAUGGCUACAUAGUAUGCAAUCUAAAUAUGCUUUUGACUUUAUGAAACUUGAUGCUUGUGCUUUAUGUAUUUCAAGUUUUUGUGACAGUGGCAGGAGAAGUUAUUAAAGAGAAAGAACUGGUUUGUGUUUCUUUUAAGGAACUAAGUUCUUGUAAGAAUCUUUGUCUUAAUAGAUCAUUUAUUUUAAUAUUUUCUAAAGAAUACUUUUUUUUUUAAAGAAACUACUAUUCGUUAGUGUUAGUGGACCUCAUCUUCCUUGGUAACAAUAAAGUUUCUAAAGAUAAAUGCUUUCAGUAGUAGGGAUGGCAAAGCUUGUAAACCUGAUAUCAGGACAGGUAUUUUGGGUGGUGUUAUAGUGGCAUAAAUGUAAGUACUUUCAUUGUGAAAAUGUGUAGUUGACUAAACCUUUGUGUGGCUGUGUAAAGCAUUUUCAUAGUUAAGGAUAUGCAGGGUUUGUGUGUAUUUAGCUUAUUGCAUUAAAUUAUUGUUCUAUUUGGCUUAUAAUAAGGAUUAAAAUUGCACUUAAAGAGAUUACUGAAUGUUAUUCUGUGAAACUUACUGGUGCUUCUUAAUAUCUCUAAAUCAGUAGUUGGAGAAAUACCACCUAUUUAAUCUGCUGAUACAAGGAAUAAAGGAUGAAAAUUUUAACACACUAA